GUUUAGCGAGAAGGUGGGGAGUGGGGAGGAGAAGAGGGGUUUAGAGGGGCAGGCCCAGGGCUGCUCAGGACAGGAGGCCAGGCGGGGCAGGUGGAGUACUGGACCCGGGAAUGAAGAGCACUGCUGGACUCUGGAGGGGAGGAGACCCAGCAUAAGGGUGCCACCCAGGCCUGGCAGUGAAGGCCCAGGUCCAUCUGAAGGGGUCCAUGGGUAGGAUGGCGCCUCUGCCUCUGAGUCGUGCUGGGGUCUAUCUGGAGGGUCCACGGAUAGAUGGUGUCUCUGCUUCUGGAGUCAUGCUGGCUUCUCUGUCCCCAUCUUCGCCCCCAACAACCCACACCACAGGCUGCAGUGAGAGCUAGGAGAGCCACUGAACAGUUCAGGGGACAGUUCUAAACACUGAGUGGGGUGGACUGCCGCUCAUCCCCUUUUAAACUUCUUUACCCCGGCCCCUUAGUGGCUGGGGAGAUGCAGAGAGCCUGGCUUAGAUGCCCUCACCCCAGUUGUGCUCAUCUCAACUCCCGAGUCUGCUCCACAGUCUGCGCCCUCGCAGGUGGCCCUAGGCUCUCUUCCCAUGGCAUGCCUGCUGCCUGUCCCUGACACUGUCCUCCAGGUGGCUGUAGGUUGGGGUUCUCCCUGCUCCCAUUAGCACAAGCCGGCACAGGCUAUCUCUGAUCACUGGCAGAGCCCUGCAUGGCACUCCCUGGUCCUCUGGCUUCCACUGGACUUCAGGAGGAGCUGGGGUUGCUGCCCUUCAGGCCAGCAGUGAUGAGCUGUAGAGCAGCAACCAAGCUGGAGGCUCCAGAGCUGGUCCAAGCCAGCACUGAACCCAUGAAUGUGAGCAAGCAGGUCCUGUGUGGGGUCUCCAUGCAGACUCUGAGGCAGGUGGGGCAGCACCUGCCUGUGAAGGGAGGACAUGGGAAUGCCUCCUGAGUCCCCAUCAGGCACUUCGGUGGCCCAGGUGCUCCGACUCCUGCACCCUGAGCUGGCUGGGCCUUGCAGCCCCUGCCCUUGUCACCAGGAGAUGCUGAUGCAGGCCUGAGCCUGUCUCCCUGGGAGUCUAGGUAGUAACAUCUCCAGGCACUGCCAACUGCCCCCUUCCCUGCUCGGUCUGCAAGGGGAUGUCCAGGUGGACCCAGUGAGGGACUCAUCCUUGGCCUGGCAGCUUGUAGGAGGGCCCCUGAGCAUGUGCCUGCUGGCUUCUGGGAGGGAAGGGAGGCAGACAGGAGGCAGCCCUGUGGGGUUUUAUCGCUGCCCCAGCCACAGUGGCGGGUGGCCCAUGGGGCACUAAUCUCCCAGCCUCCACUGGGUGGGCUCUGCUUGGGGGCAGAGGCUACCUAGAUACCAGUCCUCAUGUAGCCUCAGAACCUGACACCCUGCCCAGAGUGUCAGUGCAUCUCACCAGUGAUGACCCACACCACCCUUUGCAUGGGUCCCCAGCCUGGGUCAUCUGGAGCCCCCAGGGGUGCCCUUAAGCUGGGGGCUGCAUCCAGCACCUUCCGCUCUCUCAAGCCAUCUCAGCUCUGCCAGUCAGUGAAUCAGUCUCCCACUGCACUUGUUCUGCUGAUUAGCUCUUCCCAGAUGGCCCUUCCUGAGCCCCGUGAGGCUGCUGUAAUGAAACACAGACUGGAGUUAGUCUGCACACGGUCAGGCCCCUGUGUCUGGUGAGGGUCCUCCUGCUUCACAGGUGAUGCCUUCUCACUGUCCGCAGGUGGGAGGCCCAACAGGGCCCUCUGGGGGCUUUCUCAUAGGUCAUGAAUCCCAUUCAUUAAGCUCCACCUCUGUGACCCUCCCGAGGGCCCCACCUCCUAAUGCCAUCACCUCAGGAAUGAGGAUUUUAAUAUGUAAAUGUUGGGGGGACAGAGACAUCCAGCCCACAGCAGCAUUUACCAUUUACACGCCCCUCAACAAACCCUCAGAUGUUGCUGUCCACUAGCCCAAUCAACGAUACAGAGGUAUCACUGCAGACGGAGUGAAUUGUUUAUUAAUUAAGGGAAGACUAUGGGCUCAGGCCCACAGCGAUUGUUCAUCUUUUUUCACUGUAUUGUAUAUUCAAACUCAUCAGAUAAGAAUAAGUAAGAAUAAAGAACAAAAGCACUAGUUGAGACUGCCAUAAAAAAUUUCUUCUCAGCAUAAAUGUUGCAAAGCACGUACACGUCAUUUCUAAUUCUGAAGCAUAUAACUUAAAGAUAAACUACAAGGACACCAGGCUGUCUGUUUCUGUUCACCCACCUCCCUAACAGGUUAAAUGAAACUUUUGUGUAACUUGAAGUUAGGGAAUGAAGAGUAACAAUUCAGCUCCAGACAGGUGCUAAAUCUCCAGCUAGGAGACUUGGCGACUUGGUGGGGACCUGAGGGAUUCCUUUCUCAAGGCCUUUUCAGCAAACAGGAAGGAAUUAACCCCCGAGUCUCACUUACGGCUGAGAAUGGAAUUUUCCCAUCUGAGGUUCUCACCACAAGGAGCACAUAGGAGACAAAGCCACCUUUCUGGGGUGCUGAAAACCGUGCCCCUUCCGUCAGAGUCCCCAGUGGGCUGUGCCCCUCCAAAGCAGGGCUGUCCUGAGGGGAAGAAAUGCUGCCACAGAUUCCUGGAGCUCUCCAGAACAUGUGAAGGCAGAGCCUGGCCUUUCCCUGGUGUCGCGGGCUAUGGCCAAAGCCAAGCCCAGACUGGGUCUGGCUGUCCUGUGGGCCUACCAAGCCCACCGCCUCCCAUGGUGGGAGGGGGUGAAGCGUGGCCCUGGCAGGGCCAGACAGGCAGGUCUGGGUGUGUACCAGCCCUCCCACAGACUUUGACCCCUGCCACCUGCAUGGAUCCCUUCCCAGUGUCACUUCCGGCUCCCAGCACAGCCGUCAGGGCUCCUUGGUGGGUGCUGUGUUCUGGUGUCUUCUCUCCCGCUUCCUCUAGGCUUGGGACAGAGCUUGUGGUGCCAGGACCAUGAAUGACACUUGCGGCUUGGGCACGCUGGCCUUGCCCCUGCCACUCGGGCAGUUCUUCUAUGUCUACCUGGGCACCCUGCUGGUGCUGGGCCUGCUGCUCAACGGCCUGGCACUCUGGGUGUUCUGCCACCGCAUGCGGCAGUGGACGGAGACCCGCGUCUACAUGACCAACCUGGCAGUGGCCGACCUCUGCCUGCUCUGCACCAUGCCCUUCGUGCUGUACUCCCUGAAGGACACGUCCGGCGACACACCACUGUGCCAGCUCUCCCAGGCCACCUACCUGGCCAACAGGUACAUGAGCAUCAGCCUGGUCACGGCCAUCGCUGUGGACCGCUACAUGGCCGUGCGGCACCCACUGCGCACCCGCGGCUUCCGCUCCCCGCGGCAGGCCGCAGCAGUGUGCGCGCUCCUCUGGGUCCUGGUCGUCACCUCCCUGGUGGCCCGCUGGGUCCUGGGGAUGCAGGAGGGUGGCUUCUGCUUUACAAACCGCUCCCGGCACAACAACAGCACUGUGGUGUUCUCACUGGUGGGCUUCUACCUGCCGCUGGCCGUGCUGGUCUUCUGCUCUCUGCAGGUGGUGACCGCCUUGGCCCAGAGGCCAGCCACCGACACGGGGCAGGCAGAGGCCACCUACAGGGCUGUGCGCAUGGUCUGGGCCAACCUGGCUGUGUUUGUGGUUUGCUUCCUGCCUCUACACGUGGUGCUGACAGUGUAUGUCGCCCUGGGCCUGGAGCCCUGUGCCACCCUCGAAUGCGCCCUCUUCAUCACAAGCAAACUCUCAGAUGCCAACUGCUGCCUGGAUGCCAUCUGCUACUACUACACGGCCAAGGAGUUCCAGGAGGCGUCUUCCCUGGCUGUGACCCCCAGCGCCAAGGCCCACAAGAGCCAGGACUCCCUGUUUGUGACCCUCUCAUAGGAGUGUGUGCUGAGGCAGCACCCCAACCCUUCUGCAUGAUUGGAGCAAGACAGCAGCCAUGUUCUGCCAGGGCUGACCUCACGGGCACAAGGCUGAAACAUCCCACAGGAUCCCAAGUAAAGAAGAGUCCAGGCUCAGGAGGCCCCUACUUUAAUUCUUUGCUGUCCUAAGCCUCUUGAUUUUUGAAAGAGGGGCUUACGUUCUCAUUUUGGUCUGGACCUGCAAGGGUUGAGACCCGUGGUCUGGGUCAUGGGCUGCUUAGAGCUUGUGCGCAGGGUACACAAACGGUUUGGUCUGGUGCAUCGGGUCCAUGGGGCUCUGGAGCCUCCAGGCCCCCAGGCUCCAGGCCACAUGUGCCUCUGCCAGGGCUUCUGGGGCAGCUGGAAACACUCCAAGGGCUGAGUCUCAUGGACAAGGGGUCAGGGGGUGGGUGCAUUUGGGGAGGGGCAGAGAGGCAGCAGCCCUGGGGUCUUUCCACUCUGUCCCAUCCUCUGUCCCCAGAGCUCCUGCCCCUUGACUAAGCCAGAUCCUUCUGGGACUUUGAUGACCUUCAGGGAGCAAAGUCUGACCACGGCCAGUCUGAGCUUGAAUCCUUCCCAUGUCAGGGUCCUAGGUCCACCCCCACCACUGCUCAGCCAUCCAGGCACUGGCUACCUGGUCUAGCCACACCUGCUCCCUCAGCCCAUGCCUGCCCACUGUCCACAGGGACUGAGGGAAACCAAAAACUGGCCUCCCAGGACCCUCCUGCUCAUGCAGCCCUCAUCGCAGGGCAUGUAGGCCUGACGCCACCCACCCACAAGGGGCUGGCCUCUACUCCCAGCGCUCAGACUCCCUCUGCCUAGAAGGACUCCUCAUGGGGGCCCCUGUCCCUCUCCCCUCCUCAGGUUCCCAAGCCCUCUGUCACCCUGCCCAUGAGUGACUCUCCCCAAGCCCUUGGUCUGCGGCAGUUGUGACCUGUGAUCAAGCAGUGCCCAGUGAAGCAGGUGUGGGGUGGACCUGCCCCUCUCCUCCCUCCAUUCUGCCCCACCCCCUGGGAGAGUGACCCUGCAUGUCCCCAGGAACAGGCAAAGACCACCUUCCCUUUAAAUAGGUCUGGCCCUGUGACUGGCCCCCAUCCAGUGAUUUCCCCAGUGCCUUUGCACAGGCAUGGUCCUCCAGACCCUGCCUCCUGCUCUGGAAACUCUUCCCUGCUCUCACCAAUACCUAGCCCUUUAUCUGUGUCCCUGCCUUUCACCACUCUGGCCCUGCCAGGGAGACAGAAGUCUGUGGAACACUUCCUACCAGAGGACAAGACUGCUGGGCUGGCCAACUGAGCUGGGGCUGAGUGCAGAUGUCCAGUCCUGUCCCUGGCUAGAUUUAGGGACCCAGAGAGACAGGUAGAACUGGGCUUGGUCCUACCCAGUGCUAGGGGACUGAGGAGAGGGGGCACCCAGAUGGCCAGUGUAGACCAGCGCUGGCAAAGAGCUUAUACAGAGAGGUUAACCGGAAAGGUGGAAGUAGCUUCCCACAGCCCUGGCUAAAGGGGAUUCUGAGGAUCCCUCACAGGCACAGCGACGAGGCUGCCUUCACAGGCAGGAGACCAGAACAGCAGGACAGCUGUGGGGGCCGCCACAGUGCUCUCCAAGCACCCACGGACCCUGAGGGUGCACAGAGUCCCCGCAGGUGUGUCUAGGGCUGGGGGUGGGCACAGGCACUCCCUCUCCUUCCUGCCCCUUCCUGGCUCCAGCAUGGCAACUAGACUUUUGCAAAAACCCUAAGAAAUACUGAGGGGACACCAGAGACAGAAGUGCGGAUGCUGUCAGCACGCCCAAGAAUGAGCUGUACAGCCCUGAGCACGACUCACAAGCUCUGCACACCCGCUCCUGGGCCUGCCUGGCCUCUCCCUCACAGGAGACCAAGCACAAACCUCCAGGGGGCUCGGGCAGCCUGGUGGUUCAUCACCACCAGCGUCACCAUUAAUCAGCAAGGAACGGGUGUCGAAGGAGAAGGUCUCGUUCUCAGGCUGCGUAAGCCAGGGUGCAGGUCUGGGAUAUGGGUUCCUUCUGUGGGAGUAAGCCUGGGAUGUUUUAUUGGGAAGGGGCCCACAGUCGCUCUGGGGAGGGUCUGCAGGAGGAACAGGUUGGCAAGGACCUGGCAACCCAAGCUCCUGGGGAACAGCCAGGGAGGCAGUGGCCACCAGCUGGAGGUGCAGUGCUGCCCAGGGGCUGAGCCUCAGCAGCCACUGCCCACCACCACAAGGCUGCAUCUGAUCGCAGAGGGGUUUGACAUAAAAUGUCGGUGGCUGGUGAUUUCCAAGCAGACGCUGAUGGUGUGGGUGGGAAGCCCUGUGUCACUCGAUUCUUGGUAUUCUGUAUGUUAUAUAUAUAUUUUCUCAACCCUGGAAGCUUUUGAGAUACUUUUUUUAUACAUAGAGCUCUGGAAUUUGACCAUGAUGUGCCUUGGUCUGUGUUUUCACUCAGUUACCGUUCAAGAAACCAGAGGCACUCUCCCUGCGUAGGACCGAGCCCAGUUCUACCCGUCUCUCCCUGCUACGGCACUCUCCUUGCUCCCUCCAGACCAUUUCCCGCGCCUGCCCGCCAUUCCUGGGGACUGCCAUGAGCCAGAGAUUGGACACCUGGGACUGACCUUCUAUUUUUCUCAUUUAUUUAUUUUUGUUUCCUAUUGUCUCUUUGAACUUUAUUCUGCCUUCUGGGUAUAUCUCCUUAUAUUUAUUGCCCAACAAUUUAAUUGAAUUUUAUUUCAGUGAUUAUUCAAGAGCUCUUUCUUGGUUUUGGUCUUUGCUUUUGAAAAAUAUCAUCGUGUUCUCACAAGAGGGUGGAUGAACCCUCUUUUCCAGUGUCUCUGAGGACAUCACUUAUGGCUGAAUUUUAUUUUAUUUUAUUGUAUGUUAUUUUUGAGAAACUGGUAUCAUCAUAGCUCACUGUAGCCUCAAACUCUUGGGCUCACGCCAUCCUCCUCCAGCCUUAGCCUCCCAAGUAGCUGGGAGUACACUAGUUUUUCUAUUUUUAAUUUUUAGUAGAGACGGGUUCUUGUUCUUACUCAGGCUGGUCUCAAACUCCUGAGCUGAAGGGAUGCUCCUGCCUCAGCCUCCAAAAAUGCUGGGAUUACAAGUGUGAGCUACCAUGCCCAGCCUGGCUUUUAUUUUAUUUUUUAAAACAACUCAUUGAGGUUUAACUGAUUAACACAUAAUACGUUCCACUUAAAAUGUGUGAUGGGUACAUUUUGAGAAAUGUCCAAGCUGAUGAAGCCAUCAACACUGCCAUUGUGUUCUGCCCCUUGUCACCCACCUCGUGGCCUUGAUAACUCUGUGUUUUCUAGAGUUCAUGUGGAUGGAGCCAUGAAAUGUGCUCUUGCUGUGCCCAGUACCUCUCCUUGGCCUGGGCACUCCAAAGCCCAUCAGCACUGCUGUGCUCGUGGCUCGCUCCUUCACACUACCAGGCAGGAUUCCACAGACAGCAGUUUUCGCCUCCCCCACGUUCCCUUCACUGUCCUGUCUCCUCUGACUCUCUCCUUCCGUUUGUUCUGACCUCUUCCUGCCUUCCUGCCCACCUUGCUGCAGCCUCUUGGCAGCCUCUGUGAUCUCCAGCCAUCCAGGUCUAGCAGGCCAGUGUGAGCUGUGGUCAGCCUGGGGCAGUCCCAACCAUAGGAGGCUCUUUUUGUCCUCUGCUGGGGUGUAAGCUUCGCUGUGGGUGGUCUGAGGGACAGUGGGUCUGGCAGGCUGAGCUGUGGUGCCCACCUUUGGUGAGCAGUUUCCUGGAUCUCCUAUUCUCAGUCGGGACCCAAUGACACCUGCCUUCCUGCCUGGUGCCCCUGGGUUGGUCUGCAGACUCGGUGGAGUGUUCUUGAAGAAUACACCUCCUUCUGUGGGGUGGGUGCCUCUGAGCAGGAAGAAGAUAUUUUCCCAAGUAGACAGGGAGUGAGACAUCGGGUGCUUGGAAACACUGCAGGGCCUGGGGAAGUGGAUACCAGUGGAUGUGGGGUGGUCAGCCUCCAGGUCAGCUGAGGAAGGAUAGGCACAGGGUGCAGACCCCAUACUCACUUCAGGAGAUAGCUACCAUGCAGGGUCCCCCAAAGUGGCCACCUAGACAAUGAUGGCCCUAGGUCUGACCCCUCUAAACCCUGACAUCAGUGUCCCACCCAGCCUGGAAAGAAUGACCUCUGCCUCCCCUCUGAGUCCUGGGCCCUGGCAGUGAGAGUGUCCAAGACAUGGCAGGUGGAGGGUGCUGGCUGGGGAGCGGGUGACCUGUUUCCCAAUCCCAUCCUGCACCCACUGGGCAUCCCUCAGAGAGGGUGAGUGGGGACCAGGGCAGAGAUUGCCUCAUAGGGCUCUCUCCUCUGCCCCAGGACAGAGGUGGAGAAACAGAGGGUCAGCCUGGGUCCCCCUCAAGUGCCAGGCCCUCACCUUCUCCUGCAGACCAGGAGACCCAAAGCUGGACUAGGGACCCGUUCUGGGAGCUCAGAGAGGCCCUGAGGGUGGCAGGGGGUUCUAGGUUCUUGGGGAGGGACUAUGGGCCCGCCACACCUAUUGGGAAGC
This is a messenger RNA of Nycticebus coucang (slow loris), 8384 nucleotides long. It is a transcript of the gene GPR35, whose product is annotated as G protein-coupled receptor 35. Lineage: Eukaryota; Metazoa; Chordata; Mammalia; Primates; Lorisidae. The transcript is spliced from 3 exons. Gene Ontology annotation, biological process: positive regulation of Rho protein signal transduction; phospholipase C-activating G protein-coupled receptor signaling pathway. Gene Ontology annotation, molecular function: G protein-coupled receptor activity. The coding region runs from base 2933 to 3850 and encodes 305 amino acids. Gene Ontology annotation, cellular component: membrane. The record is from RefSeq and is a predicted model, not a curated record.